ACGAGUACGUUCACCAACACCCGUGAAAACAGAGUAACCGCCAUGAGCUUUCGCGAUAUUGUUAAUCAAUUCCUGAAUGAACACGGUCUUGCCCACACCAGCACCGCCGAAGAGACCAAUUUUACCACCACGAGCGUACGGUGCCAAUAAGUCCACAACCUUGAUACCGGUUUCAAGAAUCUCCGGAGAAGUUGAUUGUUCCUCAAAAGACGGAGCUUCAGCGUGGAUUGGGGAAUACUUUGCAGCCUUAAUUGGACCCCGUUCAUCGAUAGGCUCACCAAUAACAUUCAUAAUACGGCCUAACGUGCCUGGACCGACCGGCACGGCAAUAGGUGCACCCGUAUCGAUAACUUUAGAGCCACGGACAAGACCCUCUGUACCAUCCAUAGCAAUAGUACGUACAGUAUUUUCACCCAUAUGUUGAGCAACCUCAAGCACUAAACGUCUUCCAUCAGGAAGUUUAGUCUCUAAUGCGUUCAAAAUUGUGGGUAACGCCUGAGCAUCAUCAAACUGACAAUCAACAACAGCACCAAUGACUUGUUUAAUUGUACCUGCUUUUUUUAAAGACUCGGUCGAAGCAAACCGGGCCAACUGCGGGACCACUGAACGCAGACCGACACGUUUUACUGAAUGGAGUACGCCAUUCAAGCCUGUAAGCUGUCGAAAACUGCUCAACACAUGCCUUCGAAACAUGGUACCGGAACAGGCGAAUUAACGUGGACGAAAAACGAACGACGUAAACGUAUACGCGUGAUCAACAGUACACUAAUGAUUCCGGCUAUAUAAAUAUAACUUCGUUCAGAAAUGUUAUGUGGAGAUGGUAGGUUGCUCGUCAAUUCACUUCAAGCUUACAGUUCGACGACGUCAGAGAAAACAGAACAAAAAUACCAAAUUAUACACUGAAACGACUAUUACAAUACUAUUUUAUUAAUUUAUGUAUUUAUUAUAGAUUUAUGCGCUAGGAAUUCUUCAUUCUUCCCCAACUCUUUGACCUUGUCCGAGAUUCGCAGUCACAUUUCAAGUUGACCUUGUCGACACAACGCAUCCACUUUUGACCAGGGUCGAAAUGGGAAUUGACAUUAAGAGACAUCACGUUAAGAAGUCUCAGCGCACCAAGCCUGCGUCUGAGAACGUGUACUUGAAGCUUCUCGUGAAGUUGUAUCGCUUCUUGGCUCGUCGUACCGACUCUCGCUUCAACAAGGCUGUUUUGAAGCGUCUUUUCCAAUCUAAGACGAACCGUCCUCCCAUCUCCGUGUCUAAAAUUGCUGCCAACGUUAACCGUGCCAGCUCUAAGCACCAAGGCAAGACUGUUGUCGUUGUCGGUACCAUCACUGAUGAUGAGCGUCUCUUGAGCCUUCCUAAGCUUUCUAUUGCCGCUCUUCGCUUCUCCAAGUCUGCUCGUGCUCGCAUCUUGAAGGCUGGCGGUGAGUGCUUGACUUUGGACCAAUUGGCCCUUCGCUCUCCCACUGGUGCCAACACUCUCCUUCUCCGCGGUAAGAAGCACGCUCGUGAGGCUUACCGUCACUUCGGUUUCGGUCCCCACAAGCACAUGGCUCCUUUCGUCCGCUCCAAGGGACGUAAGUUCGAGAGAGCUCGUGGUCGCAGAAAGUCCCGUGCUUUCAAGGUAUAAAAACGAUAGCGAAUACACGUCUGACAAGUCUCUUAAUGACAGAGCGUUAUAUAGCGGUUUUCAUCGUGUGGUGUGGGUGGAAAAUAUGGUUGGUAGUUGU
Molecule: messenger RNA, 1730 nt
Organism: Schizosaccharomyces japonicus yFS275
Lineage: Eukaryota; Fungi; Ascomycota; Schizosaccharomycetes; Schizosaccharomycetales; Schizosaccharomycetaceae
Product: 60S ribosomal protein L18
Exons: 2
Coding region: 1067-1630 (187 amino acids)
Biological process (GO): translation
Cellular component (GO): cytoplasm; ribosome
Molecular function (GO): structural constituent of ribosome
Source: RefSeq, a predicted model, not a curated record